Messenger RNA from Linum tenue, 975 nucleotides. NCBI's taxonomy places the organism in Eukaryota, Viridiplantae, Streptophyta, Magnoliopsida, Malpighiales, Linaceae. The record is from the annotation of a GenBank genome assembly.
CGACUACUCGAUUGUCGCCACUCUCUCCAACUUGAAUAGACUGCCGCCACCUCUCAACCCUCACCCAAUCCAGAACCAGAAGAAGCCCUAUACUCUUCCCUUGCGCUCUUUAUGCCGCCGACUGGGAGACUACCGAUGUCACCCCCGUCCCAGUUUCCUCCUCCUGCGCCAUCUCCCUCCGACUGCCCUCUCCUAUCUCCCUGCCUUGUCUCCGUCACGAAUGGAAGACCACAAUUGUCGUUGCCGUUCCGGUUCCCUCCUUCGUUCAGCAACUCUCUCCCCUCUCCCUGCCCUGUCUUAUCCUUGUCGCCUCAACAUCCUAAUCUCCGACGCUAUCACCGCAGCAUCAGCAACAAUUCCGUAGCACUACUCCAUGGGGCGGAUGACGGAAGGUCGAGGAACGAGAUUUUGAGAAUACUUGAAGCUAAUAAUUUCAGAGUAGGAUACUAUGAAAUUAUAACUGCUUUACUGCAAUUUUUUCCGAGUUGUUCCAGACUUCCAGUUUACGUGGAAAUAUACAUGCCAAAGCUAGAAUGAAGAAGGUCGGUGGUGAAUGCUUGACUAGUUAAUCAGCUUGCUUCUAAAGCUACCAUCCAUGAACAUUAAGGUUUGUAUUUGUUUUUGCAGAUGCUUCUCAAGGGUCCUAAGAAUGCUCGUAAAGCUCUUUGGUUCAGCUCCUGAUCAUGUGCCACACAACUAGUCUAAAGCCUUGUCCAUGCUAAAGUGAAGGAAGUUGGAGAAAGCUAGAUGCAUGAGUAAUAACAGGAGCAGAUGCAUAAUGGUCUGUUAAAACUUUUGGUUGUCUGUAGAAAUAUCUUGUUAGAUGAACUUGUUGUUGGGUUGUUCUUCAAAAUGGAAUAAAUGGAGGCAAUAUGAAGAAUAUAAUAUCAUGUUGCUUUGCAAGAUUGUUAUUUAAGGAUUAUGACUGGGAUUAUUGAAUAUUUUAUGUUACCUUCAAUAUUCAUGACAAUUGUG